UGUGUAUAUAAUUAGUUUCAGCUGCUGUGUUUCCUUCUGUCUAGCCAGCUGCUGAUAACAGCGAGUCGUCUCCAUGGCUCCUAAACCGGUGUUCCUCUUCUUGUUGCUGUGGGACCUCACGUUACUUGUUCAUAUUGUCACGUCUUCGUGCAAUGUCACCUGCUCAACGGAUUACGAAGCUUCACUCAACUGUUCCUGCUCUGUGCCGACAUCUUCUGUCGUCAUCAGUGUCGUGUGCAGGCUUGAAGAAAAUGAAGUUCACAACAGCUGUGAAGUUAAACCGUCUCAGUCCUGGUGCGUGAUGUUUCCAGAGGAGUUUUUUAUGGUUACGUCAGUUGAUGCCAGAUGUAAUGCAACAGUCAGACAACAAAGUGAUCAAAUAUUGGAAGAAGCCAGUGAGUCAUCCAGUUGGGAACUAAGUCAUGUGGUGAAAGCAAAGCCUCCUGUCAAGGUUCAAGUGACAAACACUGAGGGAUUCUACAACAUCACUUGGGACCACAACAACCAAGAUAACUGUCUCACAUACAGGGUUCGCGUAAGAGAAAGCAAAGACUUGUCAAAGGAUCCAGCACAUUCUAUUCCAGUGGAUGAAAAAUACGUUUUGUUAGACCAUAAUAAGCUGCAACCACAUGUCAACUAUACUGUGGAUGUUCAGGCCAAAAUGUGUCCUGACUCUUACAUUGUUGGUCCUUGGAGCGAGUGGAGUUUCACUGCAGAAUGGAGGACCAGAGGAAGUUCUGCAGAGCCUGAAGGAAGGAAUGAACGUUUGUGGUACAUCAUCCUGCCCAUCGCUCUUGUUCUUGUUGUGGUCCUGUUGCUGGGUUAUUCAAAGAAACCGUGGUGGCAGAAAAAACUCCAGCAGAUGAUUUACAUCCCCAGGCCAGAUGAGUUCUUCAAGCCCUUGGACCUCAGCUAUGGAGGGAACUUUAAGGAGUGGGUGAAGCCUGUGUUCAGCGAGUAUGAUUACCUCAGGAUCAACCAGCACACUCAGACAAUAAGUGAGAAGCAGCAGGACGUCCUUCAGUGGAACAACGAAAAACAAAGCUACGGCGAGGACAAGGAGAUGAAACAAGGCGAUGAUUUCGUCCACAUGCUGCAGCCUCACAGCAACUCGCUGCUGUUCUUCCAGGACGGAGGCAGCUCACAGGGCACUGGUCACUCCACGGGACACGUCUCCAUCCACACCGUCACCCUGUCUGGAGAAGAAGAGUUCGAGGAGGAAGUUUCGUCAAACGGCUCUGGAAACAUCCUCAGAAGUUACCAAGACGGAGGAAGCUUUGGUUCAUUUGAGGAAGACAACAGAGAACACGAUGGCUAUGAUAUAGAUGAAGCUCAUAGGCGAAGUGGGAUAUUACCACAGCGUGAAAACCAAAUAUUUAAUGACUUAUCAGUGGAAAAUAUCAACUUUCAGCCACGUGCCCAGCCUCAUGAACCAGAGAGGGUGUCACUUGACUCGUUCGCCUCAAACUUACAGUCAGAAGACGGCUACCCUCACGUGGACCUGGACACUAUUGACAGUGGUUUUGGAGAGUGCAGCAGCCCUGCAGCCUCAGACUCAAACAAAGCAGAGCAGAUGGACUCUGAUUUAUUUCACGAGCAUGGAAGCUCGAACUCUAACUACGUCAAGCAGUGGAUGAUAUGUAGCUCCAUGCAAGAAAACUCAGAGAAUGAACUCCAAGAAACACAGCAGUGAUGGACGCUGAGUCACUGGCAGUGCUGUGAGACAUGUAUUUAAAUGAAGGAUAUUACUGUUGAUGUUUACAGAAAAUACACUGUGAUUAGAAGAAAAUAUCUACUCAGUAUACAAUCCUGUAUUUUCCGUUCAUCUUGAAAUAUUUAGUUUAACACUUUGUAUAAUGUAUAUAUCAAGGUUUUUCUUUACUAUUGUGUUUUUUGAUUUUUAAUGUAGUUCAAAGAGACGUGAGAGAUAUGGAUGGGAAGAGAGAAAAAGGGGGAUUUUUCUGCUAACAUAAUUAUAUUUUUCAGUGUAUUCAUUUGACUGUAAAGGGUAGAGCUGGGCAAAAAUCUGCUUUCCAAAUAUAGGUAAUUUCAUAUCUCCAUAGCCAUAUAUAUCAUGAUAUAGCAUGUUUUCCUGCUGAUUUGAAUUAUGUCUAUUACAACUGCAGCAAUUAUUCGAUUAGUGAAACAAAAAUAGAUUAUUAUAUUAAUUGUCGACUAUUUUGAUAAUCAAAUAAUUGGUUUGAGCAGUUUUUUUAAAGACAAUAAGUCCAAAUUCUCUGAUUUCAGCUUCUUCAAUGUAAAUAUUUCUGGUUUCUUUGUUCCUUUAUGACAAUAAACUGAAUAUCUCUUUGGUUUUUGGACAAAACAAGAGAUUUGAGGACGUCAUCUUGUGGUUUGGGAAACACUCAUUGAUAGUUUUCAACAUUUAAUUGACCAAACAACUAAUCGAUUUAUCGUUUAAAUAAUCGACAGAUUAAUCGAUAAUGAAAA
This is a messenger RNA of Centropristis striata (black sea bass), 2451 nucleotides long. RefSeq names its product interleukin 21 receptor, tandem duplicate 1 (gene il21r.1). Gene Ontology annotation, biological process: cytokine-mediated signaling pathway; immunoglobulin mediated immune response. The record is from RefSeq and is a predicted model, not a curated record. Gene Ontology annotation, cellular component: external side of plasma membrane. Gene Ontology annotation, molecular function: cytokine receptor activity; protein binding. Lineage: Eukaryota; Metazoa; Chordata; Actinopteri; Perciformes; Serranidae. The transcript is spliced from 8 exons. The coding region runs from base 74 to 1693 and encodes 539 amino acids.